AAUGAUCAUAUCAUUGGAAUCUAGCUACUUUAUAAAAGCAAACAUCUUCCAGUCAUUAUUAUUUCUGCGAUAAGGUAACUGUAAAUCUCAGGAUUAUGGCAGUGAUAAACGUGAUACGAAUCUUUGUUUGCGCACUAUACAUAGUACCAUUGUGUAACGCCAACGUAUUAAGAGAAUAUGAAUCCAAACGACACAUGGAAAUUAUACGGCCAAUUGAAAUUGACUAUUCAUGUAAAGUGGAUGGUACUUGCACCGUUGAACCAAGUGAAGGUGUGUUUAUAGAAGGAGUUUGUGCUGCAACGUGUACAAAUGAUACCUACGAAGUUUACGACUCUAUGGGAAGAAAAGCGUGUGGAGAUGACACUUGCAGAUGCUGUGUUGAACGAAAAGAGAUAACCAAGCGUCGACCUCAUGAUUUAACGUGUGAUAAUAUCUUUAAUACACCCUGUGUGGAUCGACAUGGCUACUGUCAAGACUGGAGUAUACGACCAAGCUGCGAUACUGGUCAUAUUAUUGGUCCGUAUAGUGAUGCUUUAUGUCUUACAACAAAAUGCAGAUGCUGCAAAGAAACUACUCCUGCUGUUUUACAUGUGUCUGGCUUCAAACCUAUACAAGGUGUUGUGUUUUUGGAUCCCCACUUUAACACAUUUGAUGGCAGAAAGUUUGACUACAAAGGCCAGAGUGGUUGCUCGUAUAUCCUUUUUCAAGAAUGUUCUCAUUAUCCGUCGUUUAUUGUGGUAAUACAUCUCGGACAUCACAAAAUGGACGAAUCAAUACAUGUUGAACAUGUUACUGUACAUGCUGAUGGAAAGGCAAUUACAUUAGUACGUGGGAAUGACAUAUAUAUGAAUGGUAAACUUUUGGACAAACCACUUCCUUUGGUAUCUGGCGACCUAACUAUACACAAAUAUACUGAACACGUGAAAGUUGAUUUAGAAUCAAAGUUUUCAUUGUUUUGGGAUGGUAAAGGACGUGUUGCACCAAAACUUGAUCCAUCUGUACAUGGUAAGCUGUGUGGUUUGCUUGGAGAUGCCGAUGGUAAUGCUGAUAAUGAUUUUAAAAUGAGGAUGCUAGAUGGAACACUGAAAUAUACUGAUGAUAUAAUAUCGUUUGCCGACAGUUGGGUCCUUUCCGGAAGUUGUUAAUUGAAUGAUUGGAUAUCUAAACUAUGUCUGGUUCUAUCUGAAGAUAAUGCAGAGGAUUAAUACAGCUUUUAGUUCAGUAAUCUCUUAAUUGUGAGGUCAAUAUGAUGACAUUUCUUUCUCUAUUUGAAUGGGUAAGCCAGGUUUAUCUUUUCACCACUACACUUUCUUGCCCAAAUUUUUUUUUCUGCAAACAAAUUUGAACAAAUUUGAGUAAAUUUUCAGUUUUAACUCAAAAAAUUGGCUAUUUUUGUUCCAAACCUCAGAAUGAAAGUGCAGACCAUAGAGAGGGCUAUUUUGCGAAUUUGUCAUGGAAAGAGGGAGCAGGGAGCAGGUGGUGAAAAGGAUAUAAUUGUGCAUAUACUGCAUAAUCAUGUAAUAACUCGCAUAAUAAAGAUAGCAUACAUAAAA
Saccoglossus kowalevskii is the source of this 1553-nucleotide messenger RNA. Its product is annotated as von Willebrand factor-like. NCBI's taxonomy places the organism in Eukaryota, Metazoa, Hemichordata, Enteropneusta, Harrimaniidae. The record is from RefSeq and is a predicted model, not a curated record. Gene Ontology annotation, cellular component: extracellular matrix.